UGUCAUGUGACCUCAUUGUCCUGUAUGAGAUGAUGUCAUGGGACCUCAUUGUCAUGUAUGAGAUGAUGUCAUGUGACCUCAUUGUCCUGUAUGAGAUGAUGUCAUGUGACCUCAUUGUCCUGUAUAAGAUGAUGAUGUCAUGUGACAUGGGGCAUUAUCCUGCUGGAAGUAUCAUCAGAAGAUGGGUCCACUGUGGUCAUAAAGGGAUGGACAUGGUCAGUAACAAUACUCAGGUAGGCUGUGGGGUUUAUACCAGGGUCAACUAGUACUAAUGGGCCCGAAGUGCCCAGAAAAUGUCCCCCGCACCAUUACACCCCCACCAGCCUGACCCACUGAUACAAGGCUGGAGGGAUCCAUGCUCUAUGUUGUUUACACCAAAUUCUAACUCACAGCUGGAAUGGAGACUUAUCAGACCAGACAAUGUUCUUCCAUCUUCCAUUGUCUUAUUUUGGUGCCUCCGUGAAUUGUGGCCUCAGUUUCCUGUUCUUAGCUGACAGGAGUGGCCCCCGCUGUGGUCUUCGGUCCGCUGCUGUAGCCCAUCUGCUCCAAGCUUGAACGUUUUGUGCACUCAGAGAUGGUAUUCUACAGACCAUGGUUGUAACCAGUGGUUAUUUCAGUUACUGCUGAACCAGUCUGCCCAUUCUCCUCUGACCUCUAACAUGCAAAAAAACAUAUUCAUCCACACAUCUGCCCCUCACUGGAUAUUUUCUGUUUUUCCGACAAUUCUCUGUAAACCCUAGAGAUGGUUGUGCGUUAAAAUCCCAGGAGAUCAGCAGUUUGUGAAAUACUCAGACCGGCCCAUCUGGCCCCAACAACCAUGCCAUGUUCAAUGUAAUUUAAAUCCCCUUUCAUGCCCAUUUUGAUACUCGGAUUAAAACAUCAGCAGGUUGUCUUGACCGCGUCUACAUGCCAAAUACAUUGAGUUGCUGUAACAGUCUUACCGUAGAUGGCUGGGAAGUGGAUCCGCUGACCUGUGUGGACAAUGGCUGAACUGCACCAGGGAGCUGAGUCUAAGGUGCCACUGGUUUUAACCAGAGCCUGCCGCAAAGCGGGAUGGUCUUGCUGCGGCAGGCGGCACCCAGGUCGCUACCCCUGGCAGGAAGGAUGCCCAGAUGAACUUGGCACAGCGAAGAAGCGUAGUCGGAGGUAGCACGGGUCAGAAGGCAGGCAGCAAAGAAGCGUAGUCGGGGCAUAUGGUCAGUAGGCAGACGGCAAAGGAGCAAAGUCAGGUCAAAAGCUGGAGGUCAAGAACACUAAUAUGGCACAAACUCAGAAACUCUUUCUCUAGGGCACUAAGCACAAAGAUCUGGUACCAAAUUAGGGAGGUGCCGGACUAAUAUAGAGUCCGCCCAGAGAAGAACCAAUUAUGGGCGUACUGGCCUUUAAAAUUAGCAAAGCCGACACGCGCGCUCCCUAAGGGAAGGAGACAGAGGAACUGCUGGGCACAGAGCGAGGUGAGGGGAUGCUCGGGACUUGCAUGCGGACGCGUCCCGCAUAGCGAGUCCCGGAGCCACCACGGGCACAGGAUGGAGAGCGCUCACAGCCGCACGGAACGGCCAGAGGUUGCCCCUAGCACUGCGAGUCCCCGGACAGGCAGAAACGGGAGCGCUCACAGCCAGGAUGGAUGGCCGGAGCGCUGCCCCUAACAGUCGCUGGAAUGUGAUUUGCUAAUCCGCUAUAUGUGUUAACAAUAAAGUGUCCGUGAAGGAUCAGAUUUAUCUUCACUGUGUAAGAAGAACUGAACAGACUGGAAACGUAACACAAAAGAAAAAUCCCAACGUCUACAGUACACCUCCAGACUUUCCAGUGCAACAUGAAUCCUCCCCAAACCAGCUCCCGGAAAAACUCCGACCCCCUCUCUAUGAACGACUUCUGGUUAGAGGUGGAGAAUAUCAAACAGAUGCGGGGAUCUGAUGGGGAGGAAAGCAGUUCAUCGGAGCCCAGCACCCCAGAAGAGGGAGAAGCGGAAGCUGACUGGCUGCAGGACACCGGUCUCUCUCCUCUUAUUGGAGACCAAAGUCCUACAGAAGACAACGUCUUAAUCUUAUCAACUCUUACACGGACACAGACCGCGGCUGUGCAGCGCCGCCUAGACAGCUAUAGUCGAUCCCUCCGGAAACGUUCCAAACAACCGACACGUGAUGUCAGGGAUGUGUUCAACAGAGCUAGCCAGACUAAUAUUGUUUUGGAGGAGAAUGGAACAGAGGAAACAAAUGGAACGGAGGAAACUAAUGGAACAGAAGACACAAAUGGUUUUACGGAGGACACAACCAAAUCUCUUUCCAGUCUAGAUAGAGGCUCUGGGAGAUCUGAUGUCUACAAUAUGGAGGUGGCUUAUUCAGAACAAGCAGCAUUGGGUCACAAUGAGAAUUGCAAAACAGCCUGGCAACCGGACUCUUUACCUAAUUUUCAGAUACAGAAGGGAAGACUCGGUGUCACGCGAGUUUCCGACUUGUCGUCUCUCGAUAUGAAGCAGGUGCCUGCGCUUGCGCUGAUUGAACUGACUGCACUUUGUGAUGUUUUAGAACUGGAUCUGAAAAGGAAUAAAGCAGCCAAGCGUAGGUCCACAGAGAGUCGGUUAUUUGGAGUAUCUCUCACCUCUCUUCUGGAGCAAGAUCGGAAGCUGAUGUCCAACACACAGGUCCCGCUCAUCCUGCAGGCGGUUUUGAAUUGUCUAGAAAAGAAUGGUCUGGAGCUUCAGGGUAUAUUACGGAUCUGCGGCUCACAGGCUCGAAUGAAGACCCUACAGCAGCGCCUAGAGAGGAAUUUCUAUGCUGGCCUUUUCUCCUGGGAUGAAGUAAAUCCCCACGAUGCUGCGGGCCUCCUGAAGCUCUUCCUCCGAGAGCUGCCUUCCCCGCUGCUUACAGCUGAAUAUCUGCCUGCCUUCACCGCUGUACAGAAAAUCACGAAUUUAAAACAAAAACUCCAAGCCCUGAACCUGCUUAUCUUGGUCCUCCCAGAGGCGAAUCGCAACACCUUAAAGGCAUUGCUGGAGUUUCUCCGUAAAGUGGCUUCUCAUGAAAAACGCAACCUGAUGUCCCUGUGGAACAUUGCCACCAUCAUGGCACCUAACCUAUUUCUCUAUCGUGGAAGCGGUGGCAGGAGCCAAGAAGGUGGCGAGAAGCAGCAGGCAGAGGGGGUGGCUGGGCUGGUUAUGGCCAUGGUGCAUUACCAAGAUCUGUUAUGGACGGUUCCGACUUUCUUGCUGUCCCAAGUCCGUAAGCUGAAUGAGAACAGCACGAAGAGAUUCAAUGAACGCCGACUACUCAACUUCCUGCGCAAAAUCAACCUCGACAAGGAACGGCCAGAGAAGCAUCACUCAGAGCCGUGCAAACAAGUAAAAAUCCGAGCAUCCGUUUUUGUGAAGGACUCCUUGGCUAUUCAACUGAACAAGGGCACGCGAGCAGCAGACGUCUUAAGGAAAUUCCAGGAACACGUUAACCAUCGUAGCUGGCAAAUGGUCAGCACCAUGGGCCUGUUAAAAUGCAAUGGUAACUUUGCCUUUCCCAAUCUGGAGCUUUAUGAAGUUGGAGGAAAUAUUGGUGAACACUGCCUGGAUCCUGAUACCUACUUAUUGGACUUGUACAACGCCAAUCCUAAUGGCGAAUGGGUGAUCAAACAAAGCCCACCUACAACGCCUACUUUGUAGCGGGCCGGUUAUUGCUUUCCAAAAUGGUAAUGGAAUUGCAGAGCCCUGGAGAUUUGGAGCCCCCCCCCCCCCCCUCUCUCCGCUCUAUGAGACACGGAGUCUAAUCUAGCUGGGUUCUACAUAGACCGCCGCAAUGGCGCAUAAGAGAAGAUUUGCCGGCACAAGCCCUGGCCUAUACGUGCCUUGUUACAUCCUAAAUCUCAAAACCGAUGGAUGUUUUUUUUUGUUGUUUUUAUUUGUAAUGUUUUUUUUUUUUCCCUCAUGGCCGCACAUCAGGUUAGAAGCAUUCUGUCUUAAAUCGAAAAAUGUGAAUGGUUAAUUCGGGAUCAAGGGAGCGAUGAAGUUGCCCUUCGUGACCACCAGGGGGCACCUUCCUCCUGUUUAUUUUUUGUAUUUUGUACACCGUUUCUGACAUUCUGUCUCGCCCUGUACUGUAUACCAUGAUGUAUGUUUGUUCUAUAUAUGUGGAUACGGAGCUAGUCUCUUAUCCUUAUUGUUUUUUUUUUUGUUACAUAAAGUUUUUGCUACAUCUGUAUUUAAAACACAAUAAUUACCGUAAAUCAUAAAAUUAA
Molecule: messenger RNA, 4221 nt
Organism: Hyla sarda
Lineage: Eukaryota; Metazoa; Chordata; Amphibia; Anura; Hylidae
Gene: ARHGAP40
Product: Rho GTPase activating protein 40
Exons: 16
Coding region: 1814-3649 (611 amino acids)
Biological process (GO): regulation of small GTPase mediated signal transduction; signal transduction; regulation of actin filament polymerization
Cellular component (GO): cytoplasm
Molecular function (GO): GTPase activator activity
Source: RefSeq, a predicted model, not a curated record